AUGUCUAAAAAUAGUCUUCCUUUAGAUUUGAAUAAGAAAAUAUGGGAAUCAAAUUUGGUGAGAUUUGAAACAGUUAAGAAUUCAAAUAAGUAUGCAAAGAUUGUUGACAGUUUUGAUCAAAUGAACAAAAUGCCAACAGAACAGCAUAUCCUGGACAGAUUUAAGUGCUUGGCUGCAAAUGUGAAAAGCAAAUCUACAGUGGAAAGAAAAAUUGAGAAUGUACUAAACAAGUAUGAAAAAGACAGCAGAAAACCAGGAACGCAAGACUUUACCAACUUGUUCAAUGUAACUGAUGAAAAUGGAGAAUAG
Helobdella robusta is the source of this 309-nucleotide messenger RNA. RefSeq lists its product as hypothetical. The record is from RefSeq and is a predicted model, not a curated record. The coding region runs from base 1 to 309 and encodes 102 amino acids. The transcript has 2 exons. Lineage: Eukaryota; Metazoa; Annelida; Clitellata; Rhynchobdellida; Glossiphoniidae.